UAAGUGAUUCUUCCCCACCGCGCUCCAGAGGGCCGCAACAACAAAAACAACCGACAACAAUAAAAGCAGCAGUAGCUCGCCUCGCUUCCGCGGCAUCCGCCCCCAUGACUCCGUGAGUUGUGAGCCGGCCCCACCGUGGCCCAUGCGCUGUACCCGUUUCCCUCCCCGUCCUUCUCAUCCCUCAAGCUGACGCAGAACCCCAGGCACCUCCUCCCUCCCCUCCCUCUCCCCCACCCCCACCCGGUCCCCAGCGACUCGCCGCCGCCGCCCGUCAUGGCGCCCGGCACCGAGACGGUCCACUACAUCCACUUGCACAACUCCAGCCAGUCGGUGCUGGAGGCCUUGCGCACCCAACGUCGCGAGGGCCUCUUCUGCGACGUGACGGUGCGCAUCCACGACGCCUCGUUGCGGGCGCACGCCUGCGUCCUGGCGGCCGGCAGCCCCUUCUUCCAGGACAAGCUGCUCCUAGGCCACUCGGAGAUCUCCGUACCGCCGCUGGUGCCCGCCGAAACGGUCAAGCAGCUGGUGGACUUCAUGUACAGCGGCUCGCUGGUGGUGCUCCAGUCGCAGGCGCUCUGCAUCCUCACCGCCGCCAGCAUCCUGCAGAUCAAGACGGUCAUCGACGAGUGCACGCAGAUUAUCUCGCAGAGGAAGGCGGCGGCGGCGGCCGCCGCGGCGGCGGCCGGCGGGGGGAUGCUGGCCGGCGUCCUCCCCAAGCAAGAGGAACGCGGCGGCGGGAAAGGAAGGGAGAGCGGCGGCAGCUGCUCGGGCGGCGGCGGCGGAGGAUACCCCAACUUCCCCAACUUCAUGGUGGAAUGCGGAGCCAGUAACAUGGGCGGCGAGAGCGGCCCCGGCCCCAGGGUUUCGACACAAGACCCCUGCGGCCCCCUGGAGCAGGCCAACAAUCUGAUGGCGCUGGGGGACAUGGGCCCGGCGUCCCUGUGUGGAAACGGCGAGGCUCUGGGCGGCGGCCUGCUGAAGCAGAGCGCCGGCUGCACGCAGGACGUUCGCUACAAGCUGCGCGACCUGCUGGUGCAGUCGGCGGACAGCGGGGGGCCCGCCCAGGCCGCCGGCCUGUCGGCGAGCUGCGGCUCCGGCGGCGUGGACGGCGCCGGCAGGGACGGUCUCCGCGGCAACGCCGCCGACCUAUCCGACGACCUGGUGGCCAUGGAGCACUUCAGCGAGGAGGAGGACUUGGAAGGCAGGGAGCGCGGCAGGGACGGAGAACGAGACAGGGGGGCCGGACACAGCCGCAAGCAGAGGCAGCCGCUCAGACUGCAGGUGCUGGGAGGCGGAGGCGAGGGCGUGGUGGUGAAGGACGAGGGCGUGCAGGACACCGACGGGACGGCCUUCGCCCUGGAGGACGCCCGGCGGGACGCGGAGCAGGGGGGACCCCAGGGAGCCAUGGCGGGCUUCGGACAGGACUUCUACGAUGAGCAGGGCGUCUUCAGCGAGAGUUUCUGGCCGCCCAGCGAGCCUCCUCAAGCCAUGGCGUAUAAUCCCAGGGGACGGGUCAGCAAGCCUCUGACUCCACCGCCAACCUCGCAGUCCAUCAACAACCAGCUUCUUUUCCAGUACCCGGUGAGCCAAUCGCAGCCGCCGCCGUUCUACAUGGGAGGGAUGGACACCUUGGCGGGCGCGGAGUCACAGGCCCCGCCCCCGGCCCCCAUGACACCGGCGCCGGCGCCGCCCUCCACCGGCCCCGCCUGCUCUUCGGGCCCCUCGCCUUCCUCCCAAGGAUCCGAGACGUCCUUCGACUGCACGCACUGUGGCAAAUCCUUACGUUCCAGGAAGAACUACAGCAAGCACAUGUUCAUCCACUCCGGUCAGAAACCUCACCAGUGCUCCAUCUGCUGGCGCUCCUUCUCCCUGCGCGACUACCUCCUCAAGCACAUGGUGGUGCACACGGGCGUGCGCGCCUUCCAGUGCUCCAUGUGCGGCAAGCGCUUCACGCAGAAGAGCUCGCUCAACGUGCACAUGCGCACGCACCGCGCCGAGCGCACCUUCCAGUGCAACGUGUGCCACCGGGCCUUCACCCACCGCACCUUGCUGGAGCGCCACGCCCUGCAGCACGCUCUUUUGGAACCCGACGCACACCUCGACACAACCGUUAUUUCCUCAUCCUCGCUCUACUGA
Molecule: messenger RNA, 2136 nt
Organism: Hippocampus comes (tiger tail seahorse)
Lineage: Eukaryota; Metazoa; Chordata; Actinopteri; Syngnathiformes; Syngnathidae
Gene: zbtb45
Product: zinc finger and BTB domain containing 45
Exons: 7
Coding region: 274-2136 (620 amino acids)
Biological process (GO): regulation of transcription by RNA polymerase II
Molecular function (GO): DNA-binding transcription factor activity, RNA polymerase II-specific; RNA polymerase II cis-regulatory region sequence-specific DNA binding; protein binding
Source: RefSeq, a predicted model, not a curated record